AUGUCCCUCAUAGGCCAUACCCAGAGGUCCAGCAAAAGGCCUUUUCCAAUGGAACCUUUUCUAAUGCCACAAGUUCCACGUGGCAAUUACUUGCAUUAUCAGGAAGAGAAACUAAGACUACAGCUAAAGAAAUUCCUCCUCCAUAGGAUGUUUCUAGUGGCCAAGAUACAAGCAAACAUGGAAAAAAAAGAAAUCACCGAUUACUAUGAACAAAUGUUCCAGUCGAUUUUGAAACAUCACCUAGGAGAAGCAGUGACAGGACUAUUGCUCAUAUAUCCCACUUCCAUUCUGCAUAUCCUUGAGUCUUCCAAUGGUACUCUUUAUCAAAUUCUUUCAGAUUAUCUUGGCCAUGAAGAGGAUGAAACAGACUUUUUCAUCCAAGAAAUGAAAAUUAUAGUCAUAUCCCAUAACAUCCCAACGAGGCUCUUCAUGCAAUGGCAUGUUUCUGUAAUAAAAGGGCCGGUUAUGUAUCUUGAUGAUGUGACACAAUCAGAGUCCCUAGAAGAGGUCAUCACAGAAUUUCUCACCCAAACUCAUAAACUGGCACUCCACCUUUUUAAGACUGUUAAAGUGGGCACUAAAGGACCAGGUGAUAACUUGCACCAACUUGCACCUGACCUGCUUCUCCCAGAACAAAUUGUAAAGUACUUGUGCAAAUCUGAAGAAUUCCUGGACCCAGCAACAUUCAUGAGCAUGUAUAACAAACCCAUACAUAUCAUUUUGGAUUCUGAGGUGGUAUGGCCUGCUCCUUCUCGUUUCUAG
Messenger RNA from Galeopterus variegatus (Sunda flying lemur), 762 nucleotides. RefSeq names its product chromosome unknown open reading frame, human C7orf62 (gene TEX47). Lineage: Eukaryota; Metazoa; Chordata; Mammalia; Dermoptera; Cynocephalidae. Bases 1 to 762 code for a protein of 253 amino acids. The transcript has a single exon. The record is from RefSeq and is a predicted model, not a curated record.